This is a messenger RNA of Musa acuminata AAA Group (dessert banana), 1804 nucleotides long. RefSeq names its product isoprenylcysteine alpha-carbonyl methylesterase ICME-like. Gene Ontology annotation, molecular function: lipase activity. The coding region runs from base 97 to 1350 and encodes 417 amino acids. The transcript has 12 exons. The record is from RefSeq and is a predicted model, not a curated record. Lineage: Eukaryota; Viridiplantae; Streptophyta; Magnoliopsida; Zingiberales; Musaceae.
AAUAAAUGUCAUGCGUCGAAGAAAAGGAAAGGCCCGGCUUUCUUUGGCCUUCUCAACUUCUUCAAACCGACUCUCUCUCUCAUUCGGCCGUCGGCGAUGGAGAUCGAUCGUCCCGCCACGAAUGGAGACGGUGCCGGAGCUGCGGAGGAGAUGGAUCUGGAAAGGCCAUUCCUCCGCCGCAGCUCCUCCGGCAGCCGGAGGAGGAGGACGGCCGGUGAAACCCCGCUGGGCUCUCCAUCUCGCCGCCCGUCCUUCCGGCAAGAAAUGGGCCACGCCGCUGCGGAAACCUACCUCAUUACUCGGCUCACCCUCAUCCUCCUCCGAUACCUCGGGGUUGGUUCUCGGUGGAUUACAAAGUUUCUUGCCCUCGGUUUUUAUGCUCUCUUACUUAUGCCAGGUUUUAUACAAGUCGGAUAUUACUAUUUUUUCUCGAAUCAGGUGCGCAGAAGUGUAAUUUAUGGAGAACAACCAAGAAAUCGCUUGGAUCUGUAUUUGCCUAUUAAUGGCAGCACACCUAAGCCAGUUGUGGCAUUUGUAACUGGUGGGGCCUGGAUCAUUGGCUAUAAAGCAUGGGGUGCUCUGCUAGGGAGACGUUUAGCAGAAAGGGAUGUUAUAGUUGCAUGCAUAGACUACAGAAACUUUCCUCAAGGGACAAUAAGUGAUAUGAUAAAAGAUGCCUCCCAAGGGAUCUCAUUUAUAUGCAACAAUAUUGUUGACUAUGGAGGUGAUCCUAACCGGAUCCAUUUAAUGGGACAAUCAGCUGGUGCACAUAUUGCUGCUUGCGCACUUGUUGAUCAGGCAUUGAGAGAACAUCAAGGAGAAAACACUUCUUGGAGCAUGUCCCAAAUAAAAACUUAUUUUGGUUUGUCUGGGGGGCAAGUAUUUAAAUAUAACUUGUUUGACUUGGUCGAUCAUGUCCAUAGACGUGGCCUGUACCGCAGCAUCUUUCUCAGCAUAAUGGAGGGGGAGCAGUCCUUACAGCGUUUUUCUCCAGAAUUGACUGUACAGGACCAAAGUUUUCACCCAGCUAUUAUUUGCCUGCCUCAGAUUAUCCUUUUCCAUGGAACAGGAGACUAUUCAAUACCCUCUACUGCCAGUGAAAACUUUGCUACUGCCCUCAGGAGUGUUGGUGCUCAAGUUAAAUUAAUCUUGUAUGAAGGCAAGACACACACUGAUUUGUUUUUGCAGGAUCCUCUAAGAGGUGGUAGAGAUGAUCUUCUUGAAGAUGUAGUUGCCGUCAUCCAUGCUGGCGAUGCAGUUGCGCUUGCAAAAGACACUACAGCACCUAAAGCGCGACGCCUGGUUCCUGAGUGGCAAUUGAAGUUGGCUCGUGAAAUAAGUCCCUUUUAAGCAGCGAUGAUGUGAUUUCUAGGUAAUGAUGCAGAUGUUUGCAUUCUCUGAAGCUCUUUCAGCACAUUAAGCACCAAAAUAAUCUUAACACUAGAAUUUGCAGGAGCUUUCAAGUAUAGGAACUAAACUGAAGUGGAACAUCAUUGAUGGCACAUUAAGACUCCAUGGAGAAAGGUAAAGCACGAACUAAGGAUGAAGUUUGGACGAAUUCUUGGGAUGCAUUUUGUGAUGUUGACAUGUGGCGCGAUUGGCAUAAAACUCUAGUCAUAAUGUGAAAUUGUACGUCUGUUGCCUAUUCUCAGACCAAAGUAGAAAUAUCUUCGACAAAUCUUUAAAAAAGUUACUUUGGUCAAGCAGAACAUCAGAAUUCAUUCUGCACAAUUUUACCCUUUGUUUGAACUGGCUGAAUCACAGGCAAGUGUAGUCUGUAUUUUGAAAUACUUUUUUUUUGUUC